CUGAAUACACCACCCACAAGACCAAGAGAUUCGAGACUGAAGAUACCAUCGCCACAUCCAUCCCCGUGUCCUGCUUUACCUAAUACGGAGUGCCAAGAUAUUUCAUCCAACUCACAAGGCGAAUUAUCCCCGCCGCGUCCUUCUGUUUCAGUAGUAGAAGAUAUUUACUCGUCUACACCCCGCACACACGUCAAGACUGAUUAGAAUCACGAAAAGGUUACGAAAAGGUUCUCUGACGUCUUGGGAGCUUGAGGAGCAGACGGAGACUGCAAAGCCUGAUGGAGGAACCGUGGAGAGCCUCCCCUGGACGACAAAGACAAGAAGCCGUCGGCAGGUCUGCUGAUGCACAGACGGCUCCAUCUACUGGCGGGUUCAAAUUCGUGAAUUUGUCUAAUCCGGAAAGUCUCUAUACGGAUGAGGGUAUUAGAACGGAAAUUCGUCGACAUGUGAUGAAAGAUAUUGGCCAACAACGGAGACGACGCCGACCAAAAGCAAAAUCUUCAAAAGCCACUCCUGCUUCUGAUCAACCCCCGGCCGAGGGCACGUCAUCAACUCGGAGCGAAAAUAGGAAGGGUAUUUUACCAAGCCAAUCCCUGGUGCCGCUUGGCUGUCUCCCCAUUGAAGCCAAUGCUCGUGUCCGAGAGCUACUCCAUUUUAAUAAUGCGUCCUCUCACAUCUAUCAACCGCUAAACAAAGUUUGGUUUCAGCUUGCAUUGACAGAUGCGGGUGCUCUCCAUGUAACCCUUGGGAAUACGGCUACCUUCUUAGCAAAGCUCAAGGGGGAUGAUAACCCAAUGAAGAACCCGGAGAUAAUAAACCACUUUUCCAGCUCAGUCAUGCUUUUGAGGCGACGACUUACUAGCCCUACCGAAAGUGUGAGAGAAGGGACGAUCACCAAUAUUUUAGCUCAUGUCUGCUUCAGCAUACGACAUGGCGACUGGGACAGCUGGAGUGUCCACAUGUAUGGUUUAAGACUCAUCUCAAAUUUGCGGGGUGGAUUAGUCGAUCUAGAGCAUCCCAUGCCCACUCUUAUUCUUUUUUACGACAUAGCUGGGAGCAUGGUCUUCGAUUCCUUCCCUCGCUUUCCACUUCCUCCAGAUAUCCUCGCUGGACGAACGCGAUCGAUUCGCGAUGUGCCGUACAGACUACGGGCAUUGCUUGUUCAGAUAGAACAGAUGCCUCCCUACAUAUCGAUCGUAGGCGACGCCUUGCAAAUGUUAUCUUCCAUUGCGGAUGUGAUCAACCGCGGUAGCCACUCUGCAUUAUUCUGGGAAAAGGACAUCGAUGCCAUCACCUUACUCGGCCCUUGCAUCCACUUCUUGCUAUCCAUGCCUAGGCUACCAAAUGAUUUUGACACCCUACCUCAGGCUAGUGAUCUCAUAAUGAGAGAGAUCCUGCGACUGGUUGGUCUGUUGAUCAUGUCGAGGCUGAAAGCGAUGUUCGGCUUACCUUCGAGUGAGCGAGCAGCCAUUCAGGCCAAAUUAAGCGACCUAGUUGCUCGACAUGCGACAAGUCUUGAAGAAAGACACUUCGAAUUGAAAGUCUGGGCUCUUGUCACAGCUGCCUUGUUGCAGAGCCGCGGCGAAAGAGGUGUUUAUGUACAUGAGAUCCAGGGAGUGGUGAGUGGGAUGGUCAAUCAAUCCCCAAGAGAAGUGAUUGAACUUGCCGAGGAGAUGAUUUGGAUCAACAUUCUGGAAUCCCCCAAUGUUGAAAGCCUACUACAAGAGGUCAAUUUGUUUGCAUUUGGCGAUGAUGGUGUUUGAAACAACUGGGCAGUGGGCGACAAGAAUCACCAAAGCUAGCUGAAAGUGCACACAAUGAUAAUACUUUGGUAAACAGAA
Ilyonectria robusta is the source of this 1841-nucleotide messenger RNA. RefSeq lists its product as uncharacterized. The record is from RefSeq and is a predicted model, not a curated record. Bases 279 to 1763 code for a protein of 494 amino acids. Lineage: Eukaryota; Fungi; Ascomycota; Sordariomycetes; Hypocreales; Nectriaceae. The transcript is spliced from 4 exons.